AUGAAUCACGAAAAACUCUGCUGUUCAGUCUGUCUGGAUCUAGUGAAGGAUCCAGUGACUAUUUCUUGUGGACACAACUACUGCAUGAGCUGUAUUAAAGUCCACUGGAAUAAUGAGGAUCCAAAAGGAGCCUACAGCUGUCCUUAGUGCAGAAAAAUCUUCAUACUGAGGCCUGAGCUGGUGAAAAACACUAUGUUAGCAGAGUUAGUAGAGGACUCUAAGAUACCUGGAAUCCAACCUGCUCCUGCUGAUCUCUGCUAUGCUGGACCUGAAGAUGUUUCCUGUGAUGCCUGCACUGGAAAAAAGCUGAAAGCAUUGAAGUCCUGUCUGGUAUGUUUGGUUUCUUACUGUAAGCAACACCUCCAGCCUCACUAUGACUCCUCUGCCUUUGACAAACACAAGCUAAUCAAACCAUCAAACAGGCUGAAAGGGAACAUCUGUUCAACUCAUAAUGAGAUGAUGAAGAUGUUCUGCCGUACUGAUCAAAAAUGUAUCUGCUAUCUCUGCUGUGUGAAUGAACAUAAACGCCACAACACAAUUGAAAUGCAAAAAGAAUUUGAGGUGAUUUUGCAAAAUGUUCACCGGAGAAUUCAGACCAAAGAAGGAGAAGUGAACGUGCUUAGGAAGGAAAUCGAGGAAAUUCUGCAAUCUUCUGAUAGCGCUGAGAAGGACAUUGAGACCAUCAUCAAUGAGCUGGUGAGUUUCAUUAAAGAAAAAGGCUCAAAUCUAAAGCAGCAGAUCAAUUUCCAGCAGAAAACUGAAGAGAGGCGAGUCAAUAAGCUUCAGAAUAAAUUGAAGCAGGAGAUCACUGAGCUGAAGAGGCAAGAAGAGGAGCUAAAGCCGCUUUCAUACACAGUGGACCACACCGAAUUUUUAUGCAGUUACUCCCAAAUCCCCAAACUCACUGAUUCUAUUGACUCACCAAGCUUCAGAAUUUGUCCAGUUAAAUACCUUGACAAUCUUGAAAGGGCAGUGUCAGAAGCCAGAGAUAAACUCAAAAUGUUUCUAAGUGAGGAAUGGAGUAAACUCACUCUUAGAGUAAGAUCACCAGAUGUUUCACUGCCACAAGCACAACCUAAGUCCAGAGAUGAGUUUUUAAAAUAUUCAUGUCAACUGACAACGGACCCAGAUACAGUGCACCGAAAACUCUUUCUAUCAAAUCAGAACAGAACCAGACAGGUUGAACAGCAGGUCCUGAGCAAAGAGAGUCUGAUUGGACCUUGUUACUGGGAAGUGGAAUGGAGAGGUCAUACAAAAAAUGAGCACAAACUGGAUCAAAGUGGCUUUGGAUACAAUAAUGCUUCCGUACGGCAGAAAAUCUUCAACACGACCUUCAAAUUCAGACAUAAAAACAUUACAAAUCCCAUCUCAGGCCCUCUGUCCUUCAAAGUAGACGUGUACGUGGAUCCCAGAGGAGGUAUCCUGUCCUUCUACAGUGUCUGUGACUCCAUGACCCUCCUCUACAGAGUCCAGACCACAUUCACUGCACCACUUUAUGCUGGACUGUGGAUUUGGAAGAGUUAUUGGACUGACACCACUGCUACAUUUAAUGAGCUGAAGUAG
Neolamprologus brichardi is the source of this 1563-nucleotide messenger RNA. Lineage: Eukaryota; Metazoa; Chordata; Actinopteri; Cichliformes; Cichlidae. The record is from RefSeq and is a predicted model, not a curated record.